AUGUCACGAUUGAUUCAACACGAGCGUGAUAAUAAUAAUCAAUUAGCGUCAGUUCUUGCGACUCCUGAAAAGAAAACAUUUAAAAACAAUGCUGCUAUCCAGAUACGAAUUCCUGAGUUUCAAUCAUCUCCUAGUAGACGUUUACGAAGUGAAACUAACAUAGACACUGAUUCUUCUCAAUCGAUCAUGUCUGAUACAAUGUUGUACGAUCAGAAUGACAAAGAAGAACAACGUCAAAUUCGUCUUGAAAAGAAAAGAGAACGAGUUCGACCAAGUCGACUGAACGCAACCGAAGAAGAGCGCCAAAAUCGACUGAGGGGAGAGAGGCACCGCAGUCAAACUAGUCGAAAGAAUGCAACAGAAGAACACCGUCUUAAUCGACUCGAGCAGCAAAGAAAACGAAGUCAGGCAAACAGAGAAAAAAAGAAAAAUGAAAAACCCAUGUCCGAGAAUAUUAGUGUUCAGCAACAAACUACUCAGAUGCAAUCUGCUGGGACGGAAGAAGUCACAUUACAAGGUGGUAUUAAUACAUUUCAUUCUAUAUCAAAUGCAAGUAUCUUACCGAAAAUUAGAAAUGCGACUUCUUCUUGGCCUGAACCAAUUUCUCGUGACUUGAAAGAAGGAUGUCUCAAAAAAUUUCUUCAUCGAAUGUCCAUGUCAGCACUAGCCGAAACUACGUGUGCAGUUUGCAACAUUCGAAGUCCGAUGCAAAAGUCAAAAUCAGUACCUGUCUCAAAAACUACUAGCAUUGAAUUACUCAAAGUUUCAGACGAAACUAAAGCUCUGAUCAUGGGCUCUCAGUUAUCGAAUUUACAGUAUAUAAAUGAAGGCACCGUAACUACUGUUAAUACUGGUGGUAUACAAACGACUGAUCAUGCUCAAAGUAAUAUACAUUUAUUCUUGAUUGAAUAUUUCUUCAAUAACCUUUUAUUAUUUCAGCUUCCAAGUCACCAUCUUUUUAUUGUGAAAACAAUAUUAUUUUAUAUACUAGUGGCUUAUUUCAACAGAACAAGAAGAAUAUGUGCACACUCUGUCAAAAAUGCCAUGAUGCUUUAUCGAA
Adineta steineri is the source of this 1060-nucleotide messenger RNA. The record is from the annotation of a GenBank genome assembly. Lineage: Eukaryota; Metazoa; Rotifera; Eurotatoria; Adinetida; Adinetidae.